Canariomyces notabilis is the source of this 486-nucleotide messenger RNA. Its product is annotated as V-type ATPase. The coding region runs from base 1 to 486 and encodes 161 amino acids. Gene Ontology annotation, cellular component: membrane; proton-transporting V-type ATPase, V0 domain. The transcript has 5 exons. Gene Ontology annotation, biological process: proton transmembrane transport. NCBI's taxonomy places the organism in Eukaryota, Fungi, Ascomycota, Sordariomycetes, Sordariales, Chaetomiaceae. The record is from RefSeq and is a predicted model, not a curated record. Gene Ontology annotation, molecular function: proton-transporting ATPase activity, rotational mechanism.
AUGACGGACUACUGCCCUGUUUACGCGCCCUUCUUCGGCUCCAUGGGCUGCACCGCAGCCAUCGUCUUCACCUGCCUGGGUGCCUCGUACGGCACAGCAAAGUCGGGUGUGGGCAUCGCUGCUAUGGGUGUUCUCCGGCCUGAUCUCAUCGUCAGGAACAUUGUCCCCGUUAUUAUGGCUGGUAUCAUUGGCAUCUACGGUCUCGUCGUCUCCGUCCUGAUAUCCGACGGGCUCAAACAGGAUGGCUACGCUCUCUACACUGGUUUCAUCCACCUCGGCGCCGGUCUUGCCGUCGGUCUUGCGGGUUUGGCUGCAGGUUUCGCCAUCGGCAUUGUCGGUGAUGCUGGCGUCCGCGGCACGGCCCAGCAACCGAGGCUCUUCGUCGGCAUGAUUCUGAUUCUCAUUUUUGCCGAAGUUUUGGGUCUAUACGGUUUGAUUGUCGCUCUGCUCAUGAACUCCAAGGCGGGUUUCGGGGUUUCGUGCUGA